AUGCUCCACGUCGACGGAGCGCCUGUGAAAAUAAGAUCAGUGUCAGGGCGGGACCUGCAUCGUCCGUAUUCUGAUGUGUGCCCGCCCAUCCGUACGUCGGUGUUGUCGCGUGCUGGCGAUUCAGCCGCGUCGCGUUGGUGCCAGGUGCCCGAUACCCUGCCCUCGUGGAUCACGUACAUGGGAUCCGUCGAGGAGAACACGCCUCUCAUUUCUCUUCGGACAAGUCAUACGCGUGAGCGCGAGCAUACCCGCACAUUGUUGCUGCUGUACUUGGCCAUUUUUUUUCUGGCACUGGCUUCGUCGCUCGAUUCCAUGUCCUUCAACCUGUUCCUGAACUAUGCAUGCAGUGAGUUUCAGGCCCUCUCCCAUCUCGGCACCAUCAUGAUUGCGCAGCAGCUUGUGCGGGCCAUUAGCAAGCCUCCGAUCGCGCGAUUCGCUGACACUAUGGGCCGCAUUGCGACGCUGGUCAUGUGCAUUACUCUGUACGCUGGUGGCCACGCUAUCAUGGCAUUGGCACCCUCGUUUCGCAUGCUUAUGCUGGGCACCAUGAUACAGUCGCUAGGCACGACGGGCGUCGGUGUGGUGCUGGCGGUGAUCAUGGCCGACACAUCGUCGCCCCAGUGGCGUGGUUUUGUGAUUGGACUGUUCAAUGUGCCGUACAUCCUCAAUUUUGCUCUCACGGGACCCGUCGUGGAUGGUAUGCUCAAAGCCGGUGGAUGGCGGCUCGGCUUUGGCUUUUGGGUCGUCCUUGUGCCUCUGUCUGCGGUGCCCCUCUUGAGCCUGCUCAUGAUAGGCAGUCGUCGGGCAUCGAAGCAUUUUCCUCAUCUGGUCGAAUCCACGCUGUCAUCGACGCGCGCUCGUCACGUUGUGAGCCAGAUGGACAUUGUGGGCACGGCUCUCUUAUCGAGUGCCCUCACGUUGAUCCUCCUGCCCGUCUCCAUGGAGGGGCCGCGUGCUCUCUUUGACGGCCUGUCGCUCUUUCGAUCGGACAUACCUACGGGCGUGAUGCUGUUGCUAGUGUUCGGCGCAUGGGAAAUGUGGACGGACACUCCGCUCUUUCCGCUUAGUGUGGUCACUCAUCUCGGCGUGAGCAUCACCUGCUGCAUCGCCGCCCUCGACUUUGCCGGCUUCUACCUGUCGUGGACGUACCUGUCUUCGUGUGUACAGAUUCUCAAGAAUUGGGACCAGGUGCGCACGGCCUACUUUAUCACGAUACAGAACGUGACGUCGACUAUCACGGGCGUGUGCGUCGGUAUGUGUAUGGCGUACACGCGGCAACUGAAGCGGUACAUGUUCAUCGGCCUUAUCUUUCGUCUACUGGGCGUCGCCCUCAUGAUAUGCUACCGGCAUACGAGACACACGGCCGCAGUGCUGCUGGCGAGCCAAGUGCUGCAGGGUAUCGGAGGGGGCGCCUUGUCCCUCACCACCCAGGUGGCCGUCCAGGUGCAUGUCGAGCCGAGCGAGAUUGCGACUGUGACGGCCUUUGAGCUCCUCACGAUGGAUCUCGGCUCAGCCCUGGGGUCUACGAUCGCGAGUGCUCUCGUCAUGUCUCAGUUGCCGGCGGCUCUCCGCGCCCGGCUGCCCGACCGGCCAGCCUCCGAGAUCGAGCGUAUCCAGGGGAGUUUGGAAGAGGUCCUGCGCCAUGCCCCAGGCUCGCCUAUGCGUGCGGGGAUUGUGGAUGCUUGGGUAUACGUCAUGCAGUGGCUGUGUAUCCUGUCGUUCCUCGUGCAGUUGCCUGCCUUGGCUCUGACGUUCCUAGCGCCGAAAGUCGACUUGCACGAGGAGCGCAGUCUUCCGUCCACGGCGCGCACCAACCGCACAGCAGGCGCGCCCUCCUUCAUGACAGCGCCGUCUCUCUGGCGAACGCAGCUCGUCGUCCACGGUGAAGCCUAA
This is a messenger RNA of Malassezia restricta, 1893 nucleotides long. Its product is annotated as transporter (MirC). The transcript has a single exon. Gene Ontology annotation, biological process: transmembrane transport. Lineage: Eukaryota; Fungi; Basidiomycota; Malasseziomycetes; Malasseziales; Malasseziaceae. The record is from RefSeq and is a predicted model, not a curated record. Gene Ontology annotation, molecular function: transmembrane transporter activity. Bases 1 to 1893 code for a protein of 630 amino acids.